This is a messenger RNA of Limanda limanda (common dab), 2895 nucleotides long. RefSeq names its product serrate RNA effector molecule homolog (Arabidopsis) (gene srrt). NCBI's taxonomy places the organism in Eukaryota, Metazoa, Chordata, Actinopteri, Pleuronectiformes, Pleuronectidae. Gene Ontology annotation, cellular component: nuclear body. The coding region runs from base 65 to 2722 and encodes 885 amino acids. The transcript has 20 exons. Gene Ontology annotation, biological process: mRNA processing; primary miRNA processing. The record is from RefSeq and is a predicted model, not a curated record.
AGAAGCGUGUCCGGCGAAGAAGAGCCAGACGAGACUCGAACAGGCUGAGGAAUCAUUUAAAAAGAUGGGGGACAGUGAUGAUGAGUACGACCGCAGGAGAAGGGACAAAUUCAGACGGGAGAGGAGUGACUAUGACCGAUCGAGAGAGCGAGACGACAGACGCAGAGAUGACUGGAAUGACAGGGAGUGGGACAGAGGCAGGGAACGGCGUAGUCGUGGAGAGUACCGGGAUUACGACAGAGGUCGUAGGGAGAGAUUCUCCCCACCUAGACAUGACAUGAGUCCCCAGCAGAAACGCAUGAGAAGAGAUUGGGAUGACCAUGGGGGAGACCCCUACCGUGGGGGAUAUGACAUGGGUUAUGGUGGUGGUGGUGGUGGUGGUGGUGGCGGUGGAGGGCCCAGCUAUGGACCACCCCAGCACUGGGGCCACCCUGAUUUGCACAUAAUGCAGCCUCAUCAUGGUAUCCCCAUUCAGGCAAGGCUUGGUAACAUCCAUGACAUGGAUUUGGGUCCUCCACCUCCAGUAAUGAAGAGCUUUAAGGAGUUUCUUAUUACCCUGGAUGAUUCCGUUGAUGAGACUGAGGCUGUCAAACGCUACAAUGAGUACAAGGUGGACUUUCGCAGACAGCAGAUGCAGGACUUCUUCUUGGCUCAUAAAGAUGAAGAGUGGUUCAGGUCCAAGUACCACCCGGAUGAGGCCAACCGACUUAAAGCAGAGGCCCAGGGCUCCCUGCACAACCGUGUGAAUGUCUUCACGUUCCUGAUGGAGAAUGGAUGGUUUGAUAAUGUCUCUCUGGACAUUGAACAGACCCCAGCCAUCAUCAAAGUUCUGGAUGCAGCUGUGAUAAAGAUGGAAGGAGGGACGGAUCAUGAUCUUCGCAUCUUGGACAUGCCAUCUGAAGAGGAAGAAAGCAGGGAGAAGUCAAUAUCUGUUCCGGUGGGUUCUGAACCUCCAAAGAAAGAAGACCUCAAAACCUUGGACGCUGACCAGAAACCUUCAGUAGAGAAAGACAAGAAUGAGAAGGAGGAGAGCAAUUCUGCCAACACAGAAAAUGUUGCUGCAGCAGAAGGAGAGGAUGUGAAUAAGGAGACAGAGAAAGAAGUUGCCAAAGAAGAAAUACCUGAAACCAAGAAGCAGAGAAGAAAGAGGAAGCGCAGUGGAGACAGUGAUGAUGAAGGCAGCGCCUCAGAGAGCGACUCUGACUCUGAUUCAGACUCCAACUCCAACUGCUCAGACAAACCUGUGAAGAAGGAAGAGGUGGAAGACAAGGAUGAGGAGGAAGAGGAAGGUGAAGAGGAGAAACAAAAGGAGAACCCCGAAGAGGAGAAGAAAGAAGAAAUAAAGCCUAAAGACGACUCCCCUAGACCUCGGCCUCUCCACCGUACCUGCUCUCUGUUCAUGAGGAGCAUCGCUCCCACCAUUUCCAAGGCUGAGAUCAUUGCUCUUAGCCGGAGAUACCCUGGCUUUCUGCGUGUUUGCUUGUCUGACCCACACCCAGAGCGCAGGUUUUUCAGACGUUGCUGGGUAACAUUUGACCGUAGUGUCAAUAUCAAAGAGGUCUGCUGGAACCUGCAGAACAUUCGCCUGCGAGACUGUGAACUGGCACCAGGGGUGAACAGGGACCUGGCCCGCAGAGUGCGCAAUGUAAAUGGCAUCACUCAGCACAAGCAGGUGCUCCGCAAUGAUAUCAAGCUGGCUGCCAAGCUCAUUCAUGCUUUGGACGAAAAAGGAGACCUGUGGAACACCAAGCCACAGGAGGAGGUGCAGAGCACUCAGUUGCCAGCUCAGAAUCCCAUCUUGAAGAAUAUCACAGACUACCUGAUAGAGGAGGUGAGUGCUGAGGAGGAGGAGCUGCUGGGCUCUGGGAGCGGGAUGGAUCCUGAGGAGAGCACCAAGGAAGGAAACCCUGCAGAGACCACUGUGGAGAGAGAUGAGAAACUAGCCAAGGUUUUGGACCAUCUGAUCUUGUAUCUGCGUGUUGUGCAUUCAAUUGACUACUAUAACACCUGUGAAUACCCGAGUGAGGAUGAAAUGCCCAAUCGCUGUGGAAUGAUCCAUGUUCGUGGACCCAUUCCUCCAAACCGCAUCACACAGGGAGAAGUGCAACAGUGGCAGAAGAUGAUUGAGGAGAAGCUUAGUCCUUUGUUCAGUUUAAAGGAAACUCUGUCUGAGGAUGAGGCGGGGAAGAUGGGCCGCAAGGAUCCAGAGGAGGAGGUGGAGAAGUUUGUGUUGGCCAACACGCAGGAGCUGGGGAAGGACAAAUGGCUGUGCCCACUGAGUGGCAAGAAAUUUAAGGGCCCAGAUUUUGUGCGGAAGCACAUCCUGAACAAACAUGGGGACAAAAUUGAAGAAGUGAAAAAAGAAGUAGUGUUCUUUAACAACUUCCUGAUGGAUGCCAAGAGACCAGCGCUGCCAGAGAUGAAAAUUCCUCCUCUUCCAACUCCAGGUCAAGGUUUGCUUCCCAACUUGCCAUUUCCUCCUCAAGGUCUUCAGGGUCCAGGGGGCUUUGGACAACCUCGUCCACCACUGAUGGGAUAUGGAGCCGGUGGACCUCUUUAUCCCCCUAACCAAUACGGAGGGGGCAGAGGCAACUAUGACAACUUCCGCGGUCAAGGUGGCUACCUGGGAAAGCCACGCAACAUUAGAAUGUCCAGAGGUGACCCACGCAACAUCAUUGAAUAUCGUGACCUGGACGCACCAGAUGAUAUGGAUUUCUUUUAGAAGGUUCUCUUGGUCCUGUCAGUCAUAACCGUUACCAGUGUUGUGCUCUGCUUGCUUUUCAUAGUGAUUAGAUUAUUUCUUUACUUAAAUUGCAUUUUGUAAUUACUGUGAAAAUUGAGAUGGCUUCUGCUGUAAACUGCUUCCUCAAUAAAACAAUGCUCUACUCACAUUGA